AUGUUUACUAUCGUAUACAGUUCUUAAGUUGGUGUUUUUCAGAUGGGAAAUAGUGCUUUCGAUUUUUUUUUUUUUUAAGUGUUUAAAACCUUGCACCUUAGCUGAGGCCUUGACGUGAGUAGUGUUUAAGAACAUCGGUCAGUGUUAUUGUGGCUUAUAUCCAAGUGAAGCUAUGAGCGAAGACCUGUAUGUAGCUAGAAGUUCCCUGUACUUCUAUGAUACACAUGAACACCCUUAAUUCUUGAAGGAAUGAAAAAGUCUGGCUCAUAUUGGAAUAUCUUAACUCUGGCUGCUUUAACUACUGUAUGCAUCACGAGAAAUAGGCGGUUGGAUGAAAAUUGUUGAAAUUUGAAAUAUUUACUUGUAGUUAAGUUAUUUUCCUAAUCUUUUCAUACAUCUAUACUUUUCUUAUUUGGUGAGAGAGAGAGAGAGAGAGAGAGAGAGAGAGAGAGAUUGUCUUCCGUACUUUUAGAAAAAACUAACCAGCAAGAGUUACAUUUCAAGGCGGUUUUGUCCCCAAAACGAGUCCAUGGCGUUGCUCUCAUCUGUGAAGAAAGAAGAAAAGAAACUGAUACUCGCACCCAAGUAGCUACAGACACAUCCAUUCAUACUAAUAAUAAAGGGUUAUCAAAUGGUUUUCCCAUGAGGAGCUACAAGACUUUUUUUUUUCAUUGUUGACCCUCAUAGACCCUUUUCUUCAAGACGUAGCAGAAAGGAAAGACCGGUUGUCCUAAAAAAAUCUCUAAGAUGGACUACUUUGCAAUGAAGAUGGAUGUAAAUGAGGCAUCCUCUUGGAAAAAAAAGGCACUAAAAAUUCAUUGGUCUCUCUCUUUGUACUAGAAUCUUGCGUUCGCACUUCCGCCAAACCUGCUCGCUCCACCUUUGUUUAAUCUCUGCUCAUUUCUGUAAAUCAGUUGAGCUUAAAUGAACUGAUCUGAUGCAGCUUAUUCGACCACAAAAUUAGACUCUACCUUCCAAUUGAGAAGUUACACACUAUUUGGAAACGGAAGCAAACACAAUUCAAAUCACCACCUUAUUGGGUGGUGGGCCUAAAUAUUUUUAAGUUGAAGAAAGCUACUAAAAAGCAUAGAAUGAAGUACAGUCGGGUGGAUGAGACCAGCGUUAGAUUCAUAAAGUCAAUGAACAUGAUCUUAUAGAAGGCUAUUAUAUAUAGAUACUCAAUGUUAUUAGACCUGAAUAUAAACCCUGAUCGACUUUGAAGGAGAUAUUCUAGGACCGGUAAGUUUUCAGAGUAGCUAUUUUACAUCGAUUGCUGCUAACUUUCUCUAAGAAGUUGACUCACAAACGUGUGCCUGUUUUCGGAAUAGAGGUUAAAACAUAGGCACUAGAUUUAAAUAUUACUAAUUGGUUUCAUUUAAUGAAUAUAAAUAAACCAGAACAAGAAAUACGCAAUAAUAGGGUGAAACGACAUUUGCCAUUUUGAGAAAAGAGAGGGAAGAAAGUGGGGCUCCUCUCUCUGACUCUCUCCCUCUCUAGGGUUUCAUGGCGGGAGUGCGAGGGUUUUGCCUGUAGGGUCUCCAUGGCAUCCCUCGUCCUUAGCUCAAACACAUUCUGAUGACCAUUUUUCUGCACCCCCUUCUUGGAUUCUAUCUCAGAGAACAAGAUGGUGGUUCUCUUUCCGCUUGAAAUGGAAGGAUACAUUCUCUCGUGUUGAGAAUGGCGGUCUGAAAAGCGAAAGAGGGAGACGUUUCCGGCGAGCUUUCGGCUGAAGACGCCAUGACGGUCGACUACAGAGCAUGGGACGACGCGUGGUACGACGUGGAGCUGCACAUGCAGGGGGAGGUGCUCACCGUCGAGUUCUGCAACCUGGAGCCCCCUGUGCGCGAGAGGUUCACUUCCUCGAUGUUCCGGGAUGAUGCCGAUGUGGAGUUGUUCCGGAAGAAGUUCAGGAGAAACUCCAGUCAGUUGCAGGAUGGGGAGUGCCACAGAGUCCGCGAGGGGAUGAUGGUCUGCGGUUCGCUCUCCUCCACAGAGGGCGACCUCAGGUUCUAUGAUGCUAAAGUUCUUGAGGUAUUUCCUGCUGAACACAAGGUUGUUGACGGAGAAGAAGAAUGCCUAUGCAAGUUUGUGUUACUUUGGCUACAUGGUCCUAAUGCUGGUUCCACAACUUGUACCGAAAUUGCAAAUAUUUGCCUGUUACGGCAUGGCAAUGCUCAAAUUCAUCCGCUGUUGGAUGCCUUUGUGAAUAUUUCUAGAAAGAAGAUCAACCAAAGGUUGCAGUCACAUGCCAGCUCUGGAGUUGGGUUUUCUGGUGGCAGUGUUGGUUCACAUGCAUCUCUUCCUGCUGUAGUUGGCCAAGAGUUGGUUUGUAAGAGCCUUUCACUUUCCAGUUCAAAGUUUCGUCAUUCAACAAGUUGUAAGGAUAGUGGCAUCACUUUGACUAGAAAAGAUGGUAGCAGCUGUCGGGGUUCACAGGAGAUAGUGGGGGGUGUUAAUGUUGGAAGUGAAGCAGAAAAUAUAGUCGGUAGACCUGAAAUAGCGACUAAGUGGCAUUAUUUCAUAAUCAACAAUUUGGACCCAGAAUUGUCACCAGCAGAUAUAGUGAAUUUCAUUUAUCAUCAUACGUCUAUCCUGUGCAAUGUGUUCUUCGGACCCAAGCUGUCAACUGAAUAUUGUUCUAGAGGAAUUGUCUUUCUAGAAGGCGAAGAAAAUCUUGGGAAGCUAUCAAGCUUUCUGGAGGACCCAUGUCAACUUAUCACGUCUUCUACUGGCAGACCAUGGUUAAUAGCAGAGCAUGGUUCUGGUACAUUGGAUAUGAUCUAUGGUUCCCUAGGGCUAAAUUUGACGUGCUUUCAGGAGAUAAACACUGAGCAACAAAGGAGAUAUCUUCCUGAAAAUUUAAAGAUAGUACAUGAAGGAACUUCUGAAUAUGCAGUGGGUUUGCAACAAAAGCAGCUUUGGAUUGAGUUUCAGCAUCAAUUUGAAGAUCUUUAUAAGAAUUUACAGGAGCGCUUGUGCAGUAUUUCAACCCGUAGAGGUUUAAUAUGAAGGGAAAGUAUUAUACAAAAUCAGCACCAGUCUUUUAUUGGCUAUGGACAUGUACAGUGAACACUUAAUCACGUGCGUUUUUGUGUCCAAGUUGAGCUUGCAUAGAUGGUACUCCUGCUUUUUUCUGGUUGGUCUUCUGCAGCACUUCAGCUCCAUUUUGGCUUGUACAUGUAGUUCAUAACAUAGACAGAGAGUUGAACGAAGGCGACACUACUCGUCCCGGCAAUUUUUGGAAGAGGCUUGGAACCAACAGCUGCGGGCGUUGAAUACCUGAUGGUAUACAAAAAAUAUGUAGAUAGAUACAAUGAACUUUGCUUGAACCCACUCCUCUGAUGCAGCCAACUGAUAUAAGAACACUCCAACACUCAAGUCUUGGUUUCUCAGAUGCCCUUGUCACAGUUGUGACCUGCCUACUGAAAAUUUUCCAAUGAUUUUCCUUUUUAUUCUUUCGCUACAAGGCUGGUGCUCAUAUUUGAGGGUAAUUUCGGAUACCUGUCAAAUCUUGAACGGGUUCAUUUGAGUAGGUAGGUUCUUACAUCUCGUGCCCUUAUUAU
Messenger RNA from Nymphaea colorata (pocket water lily), 3563 nucleotides. RefSeq lists its product as uncharacterized. Bases 1738 to 3009 code for a protein of 423 amino acids. The record is from RefSeq and is a predicted model, not a curated record. The transcript is spliced from 6 exons. NCBI's taxonomy places the organism in Eukaryota, Viridiplantae, Streptophyta, Magnoliopsida, Nymphaeales, Nymphaeaceae. Gene Ontology annotation, molecular function: chromatin binding.